UUAGGUCACACAGGCUUUUAUAUAAUGAUUUAAAUAUUUUCCUAAUUGGAGUGUAAGUCAAGCAAUUUCUGAUAGAAUUUUAGAUGUAUCCUUAGUAGUCACAGUGAAGCGGGUCUAGAAAAUAAGUCUUUGGCAGGGAACAGGGCAGUUUUUUUUUAUUAAUCUCAGUAUUAAUACGUUUAGAUCCUACUUACUAGGUUUUUGUAAUUUAUACAGGCCAAUACCAAUUGUGAAAAAAUAGUCACUAAUUAAUACUGGUCAUUAAAUUUUAAAGGAUGGAAAUUUAGCAUGAUUAAAAAUUAUUUAAGCAGUCUUAAAAUCACUUUAACAGCUUCUAUUCAUGUAAUGUAUUCAUUAAAAAUAUUUACUUAGUAGCACUGCUAGUUAAAUAAAACUUCAUUUCUUAGGAGAAAAAUACACUGUAAUUCUAGUGUCACUAAUUUAUAUUCUUCCUCUUUGCUUUUUACUAAUUUUCUAUAUUCAAAUUUAUCUUUAAUUCAAACUCAUUAAACAUUAGAUAACUGAUAAUGUGAUGGAACACAUCGAUUAUUUGGGUCAACUUUUUGAUGCCUUGGCACAUUGUUCUUUGAAAGAAUUACAGUGGAACCCUUGCAUUUGAAGCAUUAACAAUCAUUUUAAUUUUGUGCAGGGACAAAUUUUAAUCAUGAUCGGUAAGAUUGGUUUCUGCAAAAUGUGGAGUCAAAUACCAGGAAGAAGAAUUUUAAGGCUUAAAUGGUGGCUAAUAAUUGGAAGUGUUCAGAGGAGAUAAAUAUGUUUUUUUUUAAAAGUUCAUCUGAGGGAAACCCAGGAACAUCUGGAGACGUGUCCCUUAAUAUAAAAGUGUCAUUGAGCCAAGGAACUGAAAUAUAUCUCCAUUUAUAAGUUCAGGUACAUUCCUUUGGUUCCUUGGCAACCGUAACUUUCAAAUUAAAAGUCUUUUUGUUUCAUAUCUCUAUGCUAAAAAAAUGUGUUUAGAAAAGUAAAAUGGUCAAGCUUUUACUCUGCUCUCGCUACACUGACAUGAUCCAAUUACUCCUCUCUUCCUGGUAGAUCCAUUCCUGAAUCAAAACUUUGCCUGAGAAGACACGUAAUAAUAGCCUGUCUAUACCACUGGCAUCCACUUAGAAAUACUAUGUCCCUUUUUGCUAGUAGAUUUCAGUGUUUUAUAAUUAAACAGCUAAAAAGUGGUUAAAAGGAUUUUAAAGUGACAGCAUACUUUGCAAAAUGAACAAUAGUUAAAUAAGACAAACUAAUUUUUUAUAAGUAUACACCUAAAGUUUUGUCAUUAUGCUCUUCAUUUCUGCAAAAGUGAAGUUGAGAUAUUGUUUUAGGUCCAUCUACUUGAGUAUUAUGCAGUCAUUAAAAAUAUUUAGAAUAGCAAAAUGAAAAAAGGCCAUCUUUAACUGGGGAAAAGCAGGUUAUACAUUAGGUAGAAGGGAGGAGGAAAAGAUGUCAUGGAAAAAAAAAAACCUGAAAAACCUUUUUAUUUAUUCAUUCAACAAACAUUAAGCACCUACUACAUUCCAGGCCAAGGGUUAGGAUGAAGCCAGAAAGAAAAGUUUAUUGUGAAAUAAUUUACAGUUUAGAACAGAUCUAGCAGAAUGGAAAACUACCCUUUCUCACAGAGCCAUGAUAAUCACAUUUUUUAGUUUGGUCCCUUCCUCUGUUCAUAUAAUUAUUUUAAUAUAGCAGGGCCUGUCUUGCUGAAGGGAAGAUCAAUGGCUCUACUACAAGUCUGACUUUGAUAAGUGUCCAAGGGAAAGGGAUUAAAUUAGGAGGCAGGAGAUCUGGACGGGCCCUUUUUUUUUUCUUUUUAUUUUCCCAGAAGGUAAGCGAGGCAGGAUAACGGUAGAAAGUUGUCUGGCAACCGUGGCUCUGGGCGUGGCCAGCGUAGCGUCGGGCCGGCUCCGCCCUCGGCUGGCGGUUCUGUGCGCCGAUUGGCUCGUGCUGGCCUCGCUCCCGAUUGGCGGGAGGUUUCCGAGCGGGUCGUGCUUGGGUGGAGCGACUUGCGAGCAACCGUCUGAGGCCCGGGAUCGUCCAGGGGAGGCUGAGCGCCGCCCGGCCCCUCUCCCAGCCCUAGGUUUUCGCAGGAAUCUUGGGAAACCAAAAUGAGGCAUAAUCAGCUGUGUUGUGAGACACCACCUACUGUCACUGUUCAUGUAAAAUCAGGGUCAAGUAGAUCACAUCAGCCUAAAAAACCCAUUAAUCUGAAGCGUCCAAUUUUUAAAGAUAGUUGGCCAGCAUCUGAAAAAAAUGCACAUAAUAGCAACAAGUCUAAACGCCCCAAAGGACCCUGCCUAGUUAUACAGCGUCAGGAAAUGACUGCUUUCUUUAAAUUAUUUGAUGACGAUUUAAUUCAAGAUUUCUUGUGGAUGGACUGCUGCUGUAAAAUUGCAGACAAGUAUCUUUUGGCUAUGACCUUUGUUUAUUUCAAGAGGGCUAAAUUUACUAUAAAUGAGCAUACCAGGAUAAAUUUCUUUAUUGCUCUGUAUCUGGCUAAUACAGUUGAAGAAGAUGAAGAAGAAUCCAAAUACGAGAUUUUUCCAUGGGCUUUAGGGAAAAACUGGAGAAAAUUGUUCCCUAAUUUCUUAAAGUUAAGGGACCAACUCUGGGAUAGAAUUGACUAUAGGGCUAUUGUAAGCAGGCGAUGCUGUGAGGAGGUUAUGGCCAUUGCUCCAACCCAUUAUAUAUGGCAACGAGAACGUUCUGUGCAUCACAGUGGAGCUGUUAGGAACUACAACAGAGAUGAAGUUCAACUGCCCCGGGGACCUAGUGCCACACCGGUAGAUUGCUCACUCUGUGGUAAAAAAGGAAGAUAUGUUAGACUGGGAUUAUCUUCAUCAUCUUCAUCCAGUGAUACAGUACAGGUGAUGGAAAAACAGUCUCAGGAAUCACACAACUCAUUCUCAGUGGACAUAGUAGUUGAUCCUUCUCAAGUUUAUAACUAUUCUCAAGUAACCAAUGACCAUCAAUCAAAGAAAGAAAAGAAAACUAAUUUCAUGAAGAAAGACAAAUCUAUGGAGUGGUUUACAGGAAGUGAAGAAUGA
Messenger RNA from Pteropus alecto (black flying fox), 3047 nucleotides. It is a transcript of the gene SPDYA, whose product is annotated as speedy/RINGO cell cycle regulator family member A. The coding region runs from base 2109 to 3047 and encodes 312 amino acids. Lineage: Eukaryota; Metazoa; Chordata; Mammalia; Chiroptera; Pteropodidae. Gene Ontology annotation, cellular component: nucleoplasm. Gene Ontology annotation, molecular function: protein kinase binding. The transcript is spliced from 8 exons. Gene Ontology annotation, biological process: positive regulation of cyclin-dependent protein serine/threonine kinase activity; positive regulation of cell population proliferation; G1/S transition of mitotic cell cycle. The record is from RefSeq and is a predicted model, not a curated record.